Molecule: messenger RNA, 900 nt
Organism: Carlito syrichta (Philippine tarsier)
Lineage: Eukaryota; Metazoa; Chordata; Mammalia; Primates; Tarsiidae
Gene: GLYATL2
Product: glycine-N-acyltransferase like 2
Exons: 5
Coding region: 1-900 (299 amino acids)
Cellular component (GO): mitochondrion
Molecular function (GO): glycine N-acyltransferase activity
Source: RefSeq, a predicted model, not a curated record
AUGUUUGUGCUUCAUGAACCCCAGAAGCUGCAAAGUCUGUAUGAAUCUUUGGAAAAGAGCAACCCCGAAUCCUUGAAGGUAUAUGGUGCUGUUUUCAACAUUAAAAAUAAAAACCCAUUCAACCUGGAGGUGCUGGUGGAUGCUUGGCCAGAUUUUCAGGUGGUCAUCACUCGACCAAAGAAAGAGGAGAUGAAAGAUGACUUGGAUUAUUAUACCAACACUUACCACAUUUUCACCAAAGAUCCUAACAAAUUAGAGGAAAUCCUGGCAUGCCCUCAUGUUAUCAAUUGGGAACAAGCCUUCCAGAUCCAAGGUUGCCAGCAGAGCUUGGAUGAAGCAAUAAAAAAGAUUGCAGCUUCAAAGUCAGUGCAGGUGGAUUACAUAAAGACUGUUCUUUUUAUGAUAGACUCCCCAGUGAAUCACAAGACUUCAAGUGAUGACAAGAUGGAAUUGAAGUUAUUUAAAAUGCAUGAAGUGGAUGACGAUAACAAGAAAGGAGACUUUUCAAGCAUUUUAUUGGAUGCCUCACAUGCAGGUCUUAUAAAUGAACAGUGGACCUUUGGGCAAAAUGAGAGGAGCUUGAAAUACAUUGAACGCUGCCUCCAGAAUUUUCCAGGAAUUGGUGUGAUGGGUCCAGAAGGGCAGCCUAUCUCUUGGCUUGUGAUGGAACAGUCCUGUGAGUUGCGAAUGGCUUACAGUGUCCCCAAAUACCGAGGCCGAGGUAACAUGAGGCAAAUUAGUUAUCACCUAAAGAAAUAUAUCUCUCAACAAAAAAUCCCAUUUUAUGUACAUGUGGCAGAACAUGAAGAGAAAACUCAACAGAUAGCAAAAACUGUGGGACUUAAGAUUUGUCCUUGUGGUUGGCAUCAGUGGAAAUGCACCCCCGGUAAAUAUUGUUGA